AUGGGCAGCCGUAACAAACAGACACCGCAAGAUCGUCGGAAAGGGGAGCUGGCGCUCUCCGAUUUCGCGGAUUAUGUAGAGAAACAGCGGGCAAGAACGCGCAUUCAGUAUCCCGAGUCCAUCGCUGGCGACAGCGGUUACGGUACCGGUGCACACUCGUCGGUCACCGAAGAUCAUGCAGAGCUCGACAUCCUCGAUCAGUUAGACCUUUCUGACAGUCCAAGCCGGGCAAAACUGAAAGACUGGCUGCUUGAUACCUCGGGCGAUGCAUCUGCGACGCUUCAGGAAUUGUCAGGGCUGGUGCAGUCCAGAAUAGACGAAGGCCAUGGCGAGACACUCUUUGAUCUAGGACUUGAGGACAGCGGUGAAUCAAUGGGAUUCACGAAAGAGCAGUGGGAUCUUGCUAUAAAACGCAUCAUUGAAGCGGCCAGCAUGCUCAACGCCGCAGUCAACGUCCUUCUGACAUACAAUGUUGGCGGCGACAAGGAGGCUCAGCCAAGCACGACCAAAGACAACUCGAGCCACGGCAAGCUCCUCAUUCGACAGACGCCAGCAACGGCUGAGGAGGUCAUCGAGACACGAAUAGCGGUGGUAGGCAAUGUCGACGCAGGCAAGUCUACCAUGUUAGGUGUCCUGGUCAAGGGAAACCUGGAUGACGGCCGUGGCAAAGCUCGCGUCAACCUAUUUCGCCACAAGCAUGAGAUUGAAUCCGGCAGGACUUCGUCUGUGGGGAUGGAGAUCAUGGGCUUUGACACCCAUGGUGCAGUUGUCACAUCGAGCGUGCCAGGUCGCAAACUCACUUGGGCGGAAAUUGGAACUCGAUCAGCAAAGGUCAUCUCGUUCACCGACCUAGCUGGGCACGAGCGAUAUCUUCGGACUACCGUUUUUGGCCUUCUCUCUUCCGCUCCCAACUACUGCCUGCUCAUGGUGGCAGCUAACAACGGACUGAUCGGUAUGUCGAAGGAGCACCUCGGCUUAGCAUUGGCUUUGAACGUCCCUGUCAUGGUUGUCAUCACCAAGAUCGACAUCUGCCCUCCCCAGAUCCUCGAACAGACGGUCACCCAACUAACGAGGAUACUUAAAUCUCCCGGGGCGCGCAAAAUUCCAGUCUUCAUCAAGACGUACGAAGAGACCGUUUUGACAGCCACACAGUUUGUAUCCCAGCGAAUCUGCCCGAUAUUUCAAGUAUCCAAUGUCACCGGGGAGUGCCUGGACCUUGUUCGAACUUUUCUCAAUAUCCUUCCUCAUCAUGGUCACUAUGAUAACCAGGCCCCUUUCGAAUUUCAUAUCAACGACACGUUCUCUGUCCCCUUUGUCGGCACAGUGGUUUCGGGAGUCGUGAAGUCUGGAGUCAUCCACGCAGGAGACACUGUCCUCGUCGGACCAGACUCACUCGGUCAAUUCCAAACCACGAACAUUCGAUCCAUCGAGCGGAAAAGAAUACAAGUACCAGCAUGUAGCGCUGGCCAAUCCGCCUCCCUUGCUCUGAGAAGAAUACGAAGGAAAGAAGUGCGCAAAGGCAUGGUCGUGCUCCCAAAGAUCGAUGGCCUUCCCCCAAAGGUUUACAGAGAAUUUGUUGCGGAGGUUUUGAUUCUAUCCCACCCUACAACCAUACGACCAAAAUACCAAGCAAUGCUCCAUGUAGGUCCCAUAAGUCAGACCUGCGCCAUUAUUGAGAUUGACCGCGAGUACAUUCGAACUGGAGAUCGGGCCACAGUGGCCUUUCGAUUUGUGCAGAGGCCCGAGUUCCUUGCGGUUGGGGAUAAAAUAUUAUUCCGCGAGGGGAAAACUAAAGGCUUAGGGAUUGUCAAGUCUUUGGAAUAUGAGGAAGGGUCCUUGAGCAAGCAAGUGCAACAGAGCGUACAGGGAACGGGAUCAAAGGACAAGCAGGAGGCCGAGGAGAAAGAGAGCAUUACCUCGAAGAUUUCUGCAACAGCAAUAACGGGCUCAGCGCUGAAUGAAAGACGACCUAGGUAA
Molecule: messenger RNA, 1977 nt
Organism: Cladophialophora psammophila CBS 110553
Lineage: Eukaryota; Fungi; Ascomycota; Eurotiomycetes; Chaetothyriales; Herpotrichiellaceae
Exons: 2
Coding region: 1-1977 (658 amino acids)
Biological process (GO): translational elongation
Molecular function (GO): translation elongation factor activity; GTPase activity; GTP binding
Source: RefSeq, a predicted model, not a curated record